Salmo salar (Atlantic salmon) is the source of this 2007-nucleotide messenger RNA. Its product is annotated as rano class II histocompatibility antigen, A beta chain. Lineage: Eukaryota; Metazoa; Chordata; Actinopteri; Salmoniformes; Salmonidae. The record is from RefSeq and is a predicted model, not a curated record.
AUGGACAAGGUGGUAGACGAGUAUCCUGAAUUGAAUUCAAGACUACUGCAGGUGCAGCUGGCCAUGUUUAGAGCUAAUAACACAUAUCAAACGAGCUCAGAUGUUGCUAGCGUUAUCCAGGAAAUGGUGCCAGAGCCAUUUCACAUCGGUUACAUACAUACCUGUCUGUUGAAAAAACUCCAAGCAGUAGAAAACAAAAGAAUACUGUCACAUCGGUCCAUGACGCCCCACAGUGACAGACACCCCUCCAUGUUGACUUGCAGCGCCUACAAGUUCUACCCCAAACAGAUCAGGGUGACCUGGUUGAGGAAUGGACAGGAAGUGACCUCAAACAUGACUUCCUCUGAGGAGCUAGCCAAUGGCGACUGGCACUACCAGAUCCACUCCUACCUGGAGUACACUCCCACACCUGGAGAGAAGAUCUCCUGCAUGGUGGAGCAUGCCAGCUUCACUGAACCAAAGAUCCUCCACUGGGACAUGUCUCUGCCAGAGUCUGGGAGAAAUAAGAUAGCCAUCGGGGCAUCUGGGCUGGUGCUGGGGGUGGUCUUUGCUGCAGCUGGUCUCCUCUACUACAACAGGAGGAAGACCACUGGUGGUGGUGGGAGGGAAUUGGUGCCAACAAGUCACCCAUCCCAGUGAUCUCUCAGUGACUACAUUACAGUUCUGCAUAGUGUAAAUAUGAGUCCCAAAUGGCACCCUAUUCCCUAUAUGGACCCUGGUCCUGGUCAAAAUAAGUGUACCAUAUAGGGAAUAGGGUUCCAUUUAGGAUGCUACCUAAUUGUUAUUAUGUCUCUGACUGCAGGUUUGAUGAUGGUGUCUAUAUGUUAUAAAUGUGUAAGGAGUGCCUGCUGCUUUUCUAAAAGACUAUCAAGAGUUCAUAUUAUUGUUACAGUAACACUUUAAAGCAAGUUCCUACAUAUAUGCUAUAGGAUACAAUAUAUAUUUUUAUGAAGUAGUUUGUUUCUCACAAAUUGUCUUGAAUUGUUUUGAACAAACCAAGUAGUUGGAACCACUUUUUAUGUUCUUGAAUGACCUUAAUGUACAACUGUGUGAACUAGCCUUCAAUGCUACCGUACCUGUGGACUUCCUGUCAUUGCGCUAACGCUAGUUAGCAUUGGCUCAUGAAACUAGCGCUAACUUCCUUCAUAUUGCACGCAGAGAAGUAAAAAUGAUAUUGUAAAUGCCAGAAUCUCGCAGUAUCCCUUUAACCCUGGAAUCCAUCAUUGUGAAACUGCCUCAUCCUUUUUCGAUAUUAUAACAACAAUGAACAUAGUUUUUUCUCCUUGGACACCGUUGUACAUAAUUGUACAUACCAUAUAACAGCAGAGUGUGUACUGCAAAAAUGUUGUUGUUGUUGAUGCUCCUCAACAAAACAAUAACAAAAACAAUAACAAUAACAUUAAAAAAUGUGCUGGGUUGAACAGUGACGCUGUUUCCCCUGGUGCGGAUUUCAGCUUUAAGAAUGUUGUGUUUGCUAUUACUGUAAACAUGCUUUACUUAGCAUUCUGAUAUUAUGCUACCCUCCGCUGUAGUUUGCUGAACAUUGAAGUUUCAUAUUGGUAUGUGUGUGUGUAUAAUGUGUGUGUGUAGGCUACAGAUGUAGGAUCGUAAUUUGACCUAUAUUGUCAUAGCAAAAUAAUCCUGUAGUAACAGGCUUGAAACGUUUAGUCCAUAAUAUUGCUGGAUCGGUGGUUAUGCUAUAAGCUGGACAAAAGUAGGCUACAUGAAAAGUGCAAUACUGUUCAUAUAAUCUUGUGUUUUAGUGUGGGGCUUUCAGUGAACUUAUGUACAUCACAAAGCUCAUCUGCAUUUCCUGUGGUGCAGGUAAAUUCUCAGCAACAAAAGAGUGAUCAAUUUAAGAUCCUACAUCUGUGUAUGUGUGUUUCUGUGUAUCACUGAGGCUUUUUACAUUGCUGUUACAGUACCAACUAAAUCCUUUACUGCAGCAACACCCUGGAUGCAUCGCAAAUGGCACCCUAUUCCCUAUGUAGUGCACUACUUUUGGCC